Messenger RNA from Chanos chanos (milkfish), 2805 nucleotides. It is a transcript of the gene pde5ab, whose product is annotated as phosphodiesterase 5A, cGMP-specific, b. Gene Ontology annotation, molecular function: 3',5'-cyclic-nucleotide phosphodiesterase activity; protein binding. Gene Ontology annotation, biological process: signal transduction. Bases 53 to 2536 code for a protein of 827 amino acids. The record is from RefSeq and is a predicted model, not a curated record. The transcript is spliced from 21 exons. NCBI's taxonomy places the organism in Eukaryota, Metazoa, Chordata, Actinopteri, Gonorynchiformes, Chanidae.
CGACCAUUUGGACUUCACUCACUCCUACUUUGUCCGGAAGGCUACACGGGAAAUGGUGAAUGCCUGGUUUGCUGAGCGAGUGCACUCCAUCCAGCCCUCCAGAGAGGGACCCAAGGUUCAGGCUGAGCCUCUGGUUGUUCUUCCCCCGAUUAGCCUUACUGAGACUGGGCCCUCAUCCAGCCCUGCUCCUAGCACGCCCACGCGUAAGAUCUCAGCAUCCGAGUUCGACCGUCCCCUGCGGCCCAUCGUAGUCAAAGACGCAGAGGGAUCGCUCACCUUCCUGAGCGACACUGAACGCGUGCAGAUGCCGCUCCGAGCCCAGCGUUCCGCCGAGGGGUCCGAUGACGGCGCGGGUCGAGGUGGGGACCGCUGCGCCCGUUUGUUGGAGCUGGUUCGAGAUGUGUCCAGCCACCUGGACCUGACGGCGCUGUGCCACCGCAUCUUCCUGCACAUCAACGAGCUGAUAGCCGCCGACCGUUACUCCCUCUUCCUGGUAGGCGAAGACAGCUCCAACAGGAAGUAUCUCGUAAGCCGUCUCUUCGACGUGGCCGAGGGUUCCACUUUGGAGGAGGUGUCCAACAACUGCAUCCGCCUGGAGUGGAACAAAGGCAUCGUGGGUCAUGUGGCCGCCACAGGCCAGCCUUUGAAUAUCAAGAACGCAUACGAGGAUCCCAGGUUCAAUGCAGAGGUGGACCAAAUCACGGGAUAUAAGACACAGAGCAUCCUUUGCAUGCCCAUUAAAAACCACAGAGAUGAGGUUGUUGGUGUAGCACAGGCAAUAAAUAAGAAGAGUGGUGAGAACAGUGCCUUCACAGAACAGGAUGAGAAGGACUUUUCAUCCUACCUAGCUUUUUCCGGGAUCGUUCUGCACAACGCACAGUUGUACGAGACCUCGCAGCUUGAGAACCGGCGGAAUCAGGUGCUGCUGGAUCUGGCUAGUCUUAUCUUUGAGGAGCAGCAAUCAUUGGAAGUUCUGCUGAGGAAAAUUGCCGCCACCAUUUUAUCUUUCAUGCAAGCCCAGUGCUGCACCGUCUUCAUCGCUGAUGGAGAAACAACGAACACGUUCUCCAGUGUGUUCCACAUGGAAUACGAGGAACUUGGCAGCUCUGUAGAUUUCCCCAACAGUGACCAUGAUGUGAGUAAAAUCAACUACAUGUACGCACAGUAUGUGAAAAACACUAUGGAACCUCUGAACAUCGCAGACGUCACUAAAGACCAGCGCUUUCCAUGGACGAGUGAAAACUCUGAGUCUUCAAGCAGUCAGAUCAAGAGUUUGCUCUGCACUCCUAUAAGGAAUGGGAAAAAAGACAAAGUAAUAGGUGUCUGUCAGUUGGUCAAUAAGAUUGACGAAGCCUCGGGUGACGUGAGAGCUUUCAAUCGUAACGACGAGCAGUUCCUGGAGGCUUUCGCCAUCUUCUGCGGCCUGGGCAUCCAAAACACUCAGAUGUACGAGACUGUGGAGAGAGCGAUGGCCAAGCAGGAGGUCACGCUAGAGGUCCUCUCAUACCAUGCCUCCGCUGGGGAGGAGGAAACACGGGUGCUCCAGGUAACUGCGGCGGCAACCAUUCCCUCCGCGCAGUCUCUCAGGCUGUUGGACUUCAGUUUCAGCGACUUUGAACUGACAGACUUUGAGACCACACAGGCCACCAUCCGAAUGUUUGUCGACCUCAAGCUUGUGCAGAACUUCCAGAUGAAAUACAAGAGCUUGUGUCAGUGGAUUUUGAGCGUGAAGAAGAACUACAGGAAGAACGUUGCAUACCAUAACUGGCGACACGCGUUCAAUACGGCCCAGUGCAUGUUCGCCGUGCUCAAAUCAGGAAGGUUGCAGAAUCAUCUGAGUGAUUUGGAAAUCUUGGCUUUAAUGAUUGCCACUUUGAGUCACGAUCUAGACCACAGAGGUGUCAACAACUCCUACAUAAAAAGGAGUGAGCACCCACUUGCUCAGCUGUAUUGCCACUCCACGAUGGAGCAUCACCACUUUGACCAGUGCCUCAUGAUCCUUAACAGUCCAGGCAAUCAGAUCCUGAGCAGCCUUUCCCUGGACGAGUAUAAAGCGACACUGAAGAUGAUAGAGAAGGCUAUUUUGGCGACAGACUUGGCCCUUUACAUGAAGAAAAGAGGCGAGUUCUUUGAAUUGGCCAAAAACAAUCAGUUUGUGUGGGAGGAUGACUAUCAUCGCGAGCUGCUAAGGUCUAUGCUGAUGACUGCGUGUGAUAUCUCGGCAAUAACCAAACCAUGGCCCGUUCAGAAGAGGGUAGCUGAGCUAGUCGCUACAGAGUUCUUCGAACAGGGUGACAAAGAGAGGCGGGAACUGAACAUCGAACCAAUCGACCUGAUGAACCGGGAAAAACGGGAUAAGAUCCCAAGCAUGCAGGUGUCAUUUAUUGACGCUAUUUGCACGCAGUUGUACGAGACACUGGCCAGUAUGUCAGAGCACUGUUCUCCUCUGCUGGAGGGAUGCAGGAAGAACAGGCAAAAUUGGAAGCUACUUGCGGAGCAGGGAGAGGACAGGAGCAUGGUCAACAGAGCACUGUAACGAGACAGAUGACACCACCGCAUUCAAUCAUCAGUACGCUCAAACGGCUUCUUCACUCAAAGAGCACUGACCAUAACGCAUCUGGACGGUCAAAAGCUAACGUGGAUAGGACGGCCGCCGUUUGCUUUGACUUAUUCAUGUGUUUUAGACAUCAGUGCUUUUUAAAGAAAAGAAGAUGAGAAGGAGGAACUAUGUAAGAGGAUCAAGACAGGGACUGUUAUGUUUUUAUCUAAAGUCACUAAGUAGCCUCCACAACCUCCUUGAGGUGG